CGCCCGUGCUCUGCACUGUCUCGCCUCCGACCUCCGCGCCCUCUCAAGGUCUCACCGGAGACCGCGCUGCGGUCCGCGGGCUUUGGGUAGCGCGGGAUGGCCUCCGUGGGGUGGGCUGCACGCGACGCGUACGACGAGGAGGCCGCAGUCCGCCGCCCUCUCGAGCUCGAGGGCCGUGGCGUCGCCGCAUCGUCCUCCGACCACCGGCCCGGCGGGAAUGUCAUGCCUAGGUAUCAAGUGGGCUCGACAAAGGGUGAUUCAAGUAGUAGACGACACUCUGAGGAGUGGCGGCAACCUAGCACAGAUGAUGUGCGCAUGAGCAAGCCGGGGUCGAGAUAUUUCACGGCGUUUGGGGUGGAUCUGUCCCCUGAUAAUAUGGCAGUUGCCAUUGUAUAUUUUGUGCAAGGGGUUUUAGGUCUUGCACGGCUUGCUGUGAGCUUUUACUUGAAAGAUGAUCUUCAUCUAGAUCCAGCUGAGACUGCAGUGGUAUCUGGUUUCUCGUCCUUGCCGUGGCUGAUCAAGCCCCUCUAUGGCUUUAUCAGUGAUUCCAUUCCACUCUUUGGAUAUCGAAGAAGGUCAUAUCUUUUUCUGUCAGGGUUACUUGGAGCACUUUCAUGGAGCUUAAUGGCCACAGUAGUGAGCAGUAAAUACAGCGCAGCAUUCUCUAUUCUUCUUGGCUCACUUUCUGUUGCCUUCUCAGAUGUUGUAGUGGAUUCUAUGGUUGUUGAGAGAGCCCGUGGAGAAUCUCAAAGUACAUCUGGAUCACUCCAGUCACUCUGUUGGGGAUCUUCUGCCUUUGGAGGAAUUGUGAGUGCUUAUUUCAGUGGUUCACUUGUGGAUACUUAUGGAGUAAGAUUUGUCUUUGGUGUUACAGCGUUUUUACCCCUGAUGACAUCUGCUGUUGCAGUUCUUGUAAAUGAACAUGGCAUUCCUUCUGGAGAACACAAUACCUUUCUCUCUGGUUCCGGAUUUGUUGAGAGCUCUAAGCAGCAUGUCAGGCAGCUUUGGGCUUCAGUAAAGCAACCUAACAUUUUGUUGCCGACCUUGUUUAUAUUUCUUUGGCAAGCAACACCGCAGUCAGAUUCUGCUAUGUUUUUCUUCAUCACAAAUAAGCUUGGAUUCACUCCGGAGUUUCUAGGGCGCGUGAAGCUUGUAACCUCUUUUGCAUCCCUGCUUGGUGUUGGGCUCUACAACUAUUUUCUGAAGGAAGUUGCUCUGAGGAAGAUUUUUCUUGUGACAACCAUUAUAGGUUCAGCUCUUGGGAUGACACAGGUGCUUCUUGUAACUGGGCUAAAUCGGCAGCUUGGGAUCAGCGAUGAGUGGUUUUCUAUUGGUGAUUCAUUAAUCAUCACAGUCCUUGGUCAGGCAUCGUUUAUGCCAGUCUUGGUGUUAGCUGCAAAGUUGUGCCCUCCAGGAAUGGAAGCCACUUUAUUUGCAACUUUGAUGUCCAUUUCUAAUGCUGGAAGUGUUACUGGUGGUCUGGUUGGUGCUGGUCUAACUCGGAUAUUUGGGGUCACUAGGGAUACCUUUGGGAACCUACCUCUGUUGAUUGUCGUCUGCAAUCUUAGUUCAUUGCUGCCCUUACCUCUUUUAGGUCUCCUUCCAGAGGGAUCAGGUGACACCGAUAACGGAGAAACAAAAAAUAACUGAUUUACUGAGGGUUUUAUCUCCAUUGUUCUGGUACUCAAGUAUAGCAUACCACAGUGCCCAGCUUCAACUCAGAUAUGGCCCAUCGAGUUGAAAUUCAAAAGGCCAGUAGAGAAAUACGGAAAUCACACUGGAUUUAAGUUCAGUCGGUCACCGCCAUCAUCAGGCAGUAUCUCCUGUGACUAUUAACCUGUGUGAUGGAAGUGAUUCAUUGAUGAUCUGCAAAUGAUCUAUGGCGCACAGGUACUCACCUCUUUUUAGUUUCUAAGCUACCUUGUACACGAAGACAAGGUAGGUUUUAUCUUUCUCUAGAGUCUUUGAGUUUUUGUUGUUAAUGCGACCCCAUGAAAAUUAGACUAGUGGUCAAAGGCUAUUAAUUGGGGAUUACCUUGCGAAGUCAAAUGUAUUGUGCCAAAAAAAGGAGGGAGUAUGUAUACAUUAUUGGAAACCUAGAGUACGGAAAUGUAAAGAAAAAUACUUGC
This is a messenger RNA of Zea mays, 2129 nucleotides long. Its product is annotated as Folate-biopterin transporter 1 chloroplastic. NCBI's taxonomy places the organism in Eukaryota, Viridiplantae, Streptophyta, Magnoliopsida, Poales, Poaceae. The record is from RefSeq and is marked provisional. The transcript has 9 exons. Gene Ontology annotation, cellular component: membrane. The coding region runs from base 97 to 1650 and encodes 517 amino acids.